AUGGCUGAACAAAAGAGAACUUACGUCAAUGCUUACUACAGGCUCAAUAGUGGGGAAGAAAGAAAACUUCCUUUGACUUCUUCAAGCGGUGACCUCAGUAGCAUGGGGAUGAUGCAUCCUACCAACUCGACAAACUCAUCUAGAGAUGACUCUUUAGCAUCUGACUCCUCAAAGACAGAGUUAUCCGAUGAUUUAAGAAACUCCAUUGUACACAGAUGGACGCAUAACCAGUCAAUUGUCUGUCUGGUCUGUUCUCCAAAGAACGGCCUCCUCUUUUGUGGUACUCAGGACUCUUACAUAUUGAUAUUUGAUUUAAUAACUUUUCAGAAGCUUUCGAAAAUCAAGGCUCACUCUGGCUCUGUGUUAUGCCUGCAUUUGGCUGACUGUGAAACCAUUCUCUUUAGUGGUGGUUCGGAUUCCUUGGUCAAGAUAUGGAAUAUCUCCCUCUCUAAUAAAGGACAUUCUCAGAGGGAGGUCAAUUUAUUGCCAACACAUACCAUUUACUCACUUUUAGACAUAGGCGAUAUAUUUUCCGUAACCUGGAUAGAAUCUACAAAAACGGUGCUGUUUGGUGCUCAGAAUGCCUCCAUUUCUUAUGUACAUCUGGGAAAGAUUACCAAGGGAAACGCAGAUCCUGCUUCCAUGCCUUCCAACAGAUACGACCGAUUUUUCGAUUCCAUUGGUCGUGGAGGAAGUGACUGUUCUAGGCAGUCUACUCCUCCUUCCGGAGACUUUGGGGAAGAAAUUGAUUACCAAUCAUUGCCAGUUUCGCGGUUGAUUGAAGUUCCGUCUUGUAACAUCAUUUCUUAUGCUCAUAAUGGAUAUGUCUACGCUAUGAAUGUUAUUUCCAAUAUAGAUGCCCACAAAAGCUUGCUAGGUGGCACAAUUCCGGAAGAAUUCAAUGACAUCAUCUUGAGUGGCGGUGGAGAUGGAGUUGUUAAACUAUGGGGGUUUAAGGACAACAAAAUGACACUAUUGAGGUCCUUGGAUAAUUCCGAACCUGUGCUUUGUUUGGAAAUGCAAGAAGGUGACAACUAUUGUACCUUGUACUGUGGCCUGGCCAAUGGUAGUGUAAAUGUAUGGGAUUUGUCUACCUACCAACUAGUGAGAUCAUUUGAAGUUGAUAAAGGAGAUAUUGGCUGUCUUUCUUUGUCUCAGAAUUUGUUAUUUAUUGGUACUCAGGGUGGAAUAUGCAAGAAGACGGCUAUAACGGAGAGUCCAGUCACGUGGCUUCCCUCCCACAAUUCCUGCCUGGCGAUGUACAACUUCAAGAUGAACGGUGUAUACUACCUAGUGAGUGCAUCUAUUGACAAUUCUGUUACUCUGUGGAACGUAAGUAUGAUUGAUCGAUCAUGUAACAAAACUCAAAACAACAAUGAGAGUUCUGUUUCUAUCAACAUGAUGAUUGAAGUAUUGAAGAAGAUGAUCUCAUUUAAGACCGUUUCCAAACAGCCUGCAAGAUAUAUCGAUCAAUCAAGGAAAUGUGCCAGUUUCCUACGCCUAUUAUUUAAGAAUUUAGGUGCAGUAAAAUCCGUUCUACUCCCUGUUGCGGAUGCCAAUCCGGUGGUCUUAGCUACCUUCCAGGCAAAUAAGCAUUCCAAUCACGACAAGCCUUCGAGAAUAUUAUGGUAUGGCCAUUACGAUGUUAUAGAGGCCGACCAUACGGAUGCUUGGAGCACAGAUCCGUUUGAAUUGACGCCGAUUAACGGGUACAUGUAUGGUAGAGGUGUGAGUGAUAAUAAAGGUCCUUUGUUGGCUGCAUUGUAUGCCGUUGCUGACUUAUUCAAAUCGAACUCCCUUGAAUGCGAUGCCGUCUUUCUUAUCGAAGGUGAGGAGGAGUCUGGAUCAUACGGAUUCCAAGAUGUGGUGAAAAAUAAUAAAGAUCUCAUAGGAGACAUAGACUGGGUUUUACUAAGUAAUUCAUACUGGUUGGAUGAUAAUAUUCCAUGCUUGAACUAUGGCUUGAGAGGAGUGGUUGCCGCUAGCGUUGAAGUUUGGUCUGAUAAACCAGAUAGACAUUCUGGUGUUGAUGGUGGUGUCUCCAGAGAGCCUACUAUUGACUUGAUCAACCUUCUUUCAAAGUUAAACGACGAUUCUGGAAAGGUCUGCUUGCCCAAUUUCCACAGCACUAUUAGAGAGCUUGGUGACGAUGAAUUACAUCUUUAUGAACAAAUUACCAAGAAAGUGAAGGGAGUUGAAAUUGAUGAACUUAUGACCAAAUGGAGAUUGCCGUCGCUGACCAUUCAUAGAGUUUACGUCUCCGGCCCGGGAAAUUCUACGGUGAUUCCUCAUGCUGCCACUGCAACGAUUUCCAUUCGUCUAGUUCCAAAUCAGGAUAUUGACGAAGUAAAGAGGAUACUUGUUGACUACCUUUCAAAAUGCUUUGAGGACCUGCAUACAGAGAACCAUUUGAAAGUGGUCAUUACUCACGAAGCCGAACCUUGGCUUGCAGAUACUAAGAACGUGGCUUAUAAGGUCCUAUACAAAAACCUGCAAGAUGCAUGGGGUAUGGAUCCUAUAUUUAUUAGGGAGGGUGGUUCUAUUCCUUCUAUUAGGUUUCUAGAGAAGACGUUUAAUUGUGAGGCAGUCCACUUACCAACUGGACAGGCUUCUGAUAACGCUCAUUUGAGCAACGAGAGAUUGAGAAUAACCAACUUGUACAAGGUCAAAGAAAUUCUAAAAAGUACGUUCAACAAGCUUCCGUGUAAGAUGAUCUGA
This is a messenger RNA of Brettanomyces nanus, 2718 nucleotides long. RefSeq lists its product as uncharacterized. Gene Ontology annotation, molecular function: peptidase activity; protein binding. Bases 1 to 2718 code for a protein of 905 amino acids. The record is from RefSeq and is a predicted model, not a curated record. Gene Ontology annotation, biological process: proteolysis; glutathione catabolic process. The transcript has a single exon. NCBI's taxonomy places the organism in Eukaryota, Fungi, Ascomycota, Pichiomycetes, Pichiales, Pichiaceae.